CGAGGACAGCGUCCCGAAGGAGUGGGAAGUUUAUAGUACUUGAUGCUAGUCAGUUGUAGGUGAAAUGAUUAGCCGAGGGGAAGGACAAUGGCGAGGACACAGAAGACUCGAGCUUCUUUCAGCAAAGACCGUACUGGCGCCCUUGUCUUUUUUCGUUGUGGGGUUGUUCCACACCUCCACGGGCACUCUUGCCACGCUGUACCAACAACAUGGACGACGGCAGCGCCACAGUUCUGAGGCGACAUCUUCUUCAGAACGGCGACGUCUUCUACAAGAGGAAGAAGAAGGGGGACGUCACCGUGUGAAAAAGCGAGAUCAUGCUGGGAGAGCAGAGUACCCUGUGAUUGCGGCCAUCGCCACCUACAAUCGGAUUGGCUACGUGCAGCUCUGCGCGCGCGCCCUGCGGGGGACCAUUUCUCCGGAGAAUGUUUGGGUCUUUGAUGCGGCCAGCACAGAGUAUGGAUGACGUUUUUUCUCCCCUCUAAGUCAGACCAUGUACUAACCUGGCCCUGUUGUAGUUCUAGUUGGUCCCCUACGCCUUCUACAACUACUACUACUUCUGCUUCUCCGAGCAGUACGAUUAUAGCUUAGGAGGGACCACGAUCAGGCCUUUCCCCUUGGAGGAAUUGUAUCUAUACCCAGAAAACAGUAAGAUGUACUAGUUCCUCCGGAAAAGACAGUAAUCAGUGAGUACUAUAAUGUCGUACUCUGAUAGUGAUAUCUGGAGGAAGAACUGUAUCUAUACAAAGUAGGCACAGCAAGAAGUACAGCCGGAGGAGAAGUACAAACAUAAUUAGAAAAGCAAGAUAUCUGGACACCAGAGGUGCAAGUACAUCAUGACAUAUACAAAAAUUAUAUGGAGUUUGUUUAUUCCGGUUCCCGGAAAACAGUAGAAGGAGUAGGUAGAGGUAGCAUAGUAUUGUUUUUCUUUCACUUCGUCCCUCGAAGUUAGGGCUGCUCUACCGCAAAGUGUCGGACGAAAAGGAUUUGCAUAAACAUCGUUCAUACAGAGUACUCUGCCGAGGACUUGCGGCAGUGGUUUGGGACGCCUCACGUCCACAGCUGGCCACACCGCGACGCGACAGCGCAGACUCUAGCCGUUAUCAAAUACCUUGCGGCAUUGGUCGCACCUCCUCCCCCAUCAGGAAGAGGAGCAGGCUCAACAGCCGCGACAUCCAGUUCCUCGGGAAACCAAAAUGAAAAGCAUGAGGAUGCUCCUGAACAACACGACCUCCAGCUGAGCAAGAACAAGUCCUCGACGCAAGGAGGCGGAGUAGAUAAGUCUUUUCUCUCGCGAUUUCUUGGCUCUACGGUUGUUCUGCUAGACUCAGACAUGGUCGUGGAAAGAAAUUGGCUCAAAAGGCUCCGCCUCGCGCAUGAUCCGAGUAAAAUGGAGUGGUUCUCCCUUUACCACUCAGCCCUGCAUCCCACGCUGCGCUGUGACUCCGACAGUAUGAAAGAACGUGGUUAGCCUUAGCACGAUCUGUUGCUCAUGUUAAUUCAUCAUAAAUAUUAAUAUUCAUACUUAUUUGACUUUCUCCGACAGUAUAUUCUUUGAGAGCAAGGUCGUUACCGUUAGCAUUAGCGCGAUCUCCUCAGAAUUCAAAUUUCCUCUCGGGCUUAGAUAAGAACUGCUUACACGUACUAGGUAUUAUAACAGGUAUAGGUAUAUUAACAUUAGUACUCCGUUUACAUUUACGAGUUCGGGAUCGGGUUGUUCCACUGCCAUGACGUAAAUGUGGUAUCGCUUUUGUAACGGAGCACGACCUCCUCCUCCUGUGUACUGACAUGUACUUCUAGUUGUAUAGGCAUACCUUGUCCUUUUUUACGUUAGCAAACAUUUUUUCUCUCUUUCACUAUCUGAGGACUACUUCUACGCGUACUUAUUUCCAUCAUGAUGUAUUAAAAACUGUAUUUUUAAGCACUUCUCGAGUUAGAUCCUCUUGUUGCGUCAGCAUCUAGAUGUAGAUCUAGAACUUGCGAACAGCAACAUUAAAGUCGUGGUCGUUCAUUCUCGACGCCGCGCACUCCUUGCUUCGAGUGGAACAAAGAGAAGAGGAAGAGAGAUUAUGAACAAAUCAAUAUCGCUGAAGCUUCAAUUCGGUACUCGCGUCAAUUCAUUCACCCUAGAAUCGCCUCCCCGAAUCCUUGAUGUAUUUAAGUGAUUAAGGUGCCUCCACAGGGCACAGACCUCCCUGCAGCUGCGACUUUUAAUAGAAAUUUUGUGGUAAGUACAUUCAUUUUUUGGGUAUCGCAAAUCACUUAAAUACAUCAAGGAUUCGGGGAGGCGAUUUUAGGGUGAAUGAAUUGACAUUUACCACAAAAUUUCUAUCAAAAGUCGCAGCUGCGGGGAGGUCUGUGCCCUGUGGAGGCACCUUGAUGGUUUGAUUGACUGACUGCAAUACUUUACCCCCUAGGUCUACUUAGUGGUAUUGAUUUGCUUCUAAAGAGAGGAAUUGCUAGCUCAGCGACAUGCGCGAUGGAGAGUCUGGGCUACGCGGGAUCUGUAUUCAGCCCAGCUUUUCUUCUCAAUUUAAGAAAGUUUUCAAAUGAAUAUCUAAUAUCAGUUUGUUCUACUUGAGGUAACAUAGACCUAUACUACUAGCUAUAUUUCGAGAAGAAAAGGAUAUCAAAGAAAACGACUCUACUUCAAAGGAAAAAAACGACUCUACUUCAAAGAAACGGAUAUCAAAGAAAGAAAAUUUCAAGAAAACGACUCUUCUAUCAUUGACUCAAGAAGAAAAGGAUACCAAAGGAUAAGAAUUCCAGUAUUCUAUUCUUAUCUAUUCUUCUGACUCCUCUCUCCCAGACCAGGUCUUUUUGUUUUCUUCUCUUUCUUUAUCCUCUACGACAAAGACAAUCCCUUCAGGGCUGGCUGUUUUUCCAUAAUUCGGAGUCUUGAAAUACUUAUAUAUACGCGGGCAGUAGUUUUUAAGUGAUGUAAAAGAGUGACGAGUACUAGUGCGCUGCUCUUCUUUGUCUUUCAGUAUCUCACUUAUUCUAGUGAAUUACUUGCUUGCUUCAGUUUUUCGAGUACCUAUUUCAUUUCUAAUAUCUGUGGCCGCGGCUCGCACAAGUGGCGACGAUUGGGACCUGUAUCGGCGUUGCAGAGCCAGAGGGAUUCCGAUGCGCGUGCUAAAGCAUUCCGGAGCGGCUCAUGUUGGUAUGCGGGGUUCCCAUGGUGCAGGGUCUGCGGCUGAGAAGUUAUAAUGGGGAAUUUGUCUUGGUAGAACAUCAAGUACUAGAACUUUUCUUAUAGAACUUCUAUUCGACUCUUGGUUUUGUAAGUCUAAUAAUUGUACUACUAGGAGAAGUACCUAGACGAGGAUGAGGGGUUUAUUAGGUACUAGUAUAAUAUAAUAAUAUAAAUAUAGUAGAAUAGGUUGUAAAAUUCACUAGCAUCUAGAAGGGUUUAUAAAAAUAUAAGUACUGUAUAAAGAGUUGAAACUGUAAUUUUUUUGAACUCGUCUUUGUUGCAUUUUUGGGACAACUUUUUAGAUAGAAGCUAAAUGUUACAAGCCUUCUCGACGUUGGAAGAAAUGGUUUUUGUGCUUCUAGAACCAACGAAAGGGCUUCUAAACUUUGCUGCUUCUAGAAGUUCUUAGUAGCUCUUUGCUGCUUCUAGAACCUUUUGUGACACGCCUUGUCGGGGUUAUAUCACUUUCAGUUUCGGCAGCAGCCUUGUUGUAAGUAAGUUUUUUCCUCUUGUUGUAGCUCUUGUAAGUCUUCUCUUGUACGGAAGGGCGCAAACCUAAUAUUUGUAAACCUAAUCCUAAGUCUUACCUUGUAAUAUUAAUUACAAUAUUUCUGGUUCAAAAGGUCAUGGUCUCGUAGUUGUUUAAUAUCUUCCAAGAGAAAGAGGGGCCCUAGAUGAAUGAUUCUGAGUACGCGAAAACUGAAAAUAUGCGAGUUACGGACUGAAAUAAAAGAGACGCUACUAGUACAUUCCUCUUCUUCAUCUUUCAUCAGUAUCUCGCUAUGAAUUGGGGAAUUUCCACCUUGCGCAUUUCCACCCUUGCCAGAAAAGAAAAAAAAACUUUCACGAUGAGCGAGGUUGCUUGGGUGCCUGACUAGGCUUUGGCACUUCGCGACACCUUGCGACUACUGCAUGUAGACCCCAUUCCAGGCGUCAGCGCCAUCGGUUGGAAGCGACACCCGACGGAGAGAGAGGCGGGCCAAAGAGAUGCGCAAAAGGUGGCCUUCCUUCUGCAGUUGCUCGACGCUUCUAACCAUCGCUAGAAACCCGAAGGAGACCAAAUCCGCAACCGUCGCAGUGGGGCGAUUGGUCACGAUUUUGCCCAGUUCCACCCUUACCCGAGAAAAGCCUGAUCAGAUCUUGGUCAGGUGCCUCAAUUUGGGACAGGGUGGACCAGGGCAAAAACGCGACAUCCCGAUGGCGUCGUAUUGGGGUGAUUGGUCACGUUUUUGCCCACUUCCACCCUGUCCCGAAUUUCUCCAAUUUGAGUCCAGGAGGCCUGCCAAAAUGCUGGACAGGGUGGAACAAGGCAAAAACGGGACCAACCACCCCAAUGUGACGCCAAGAAAAGCCCAGGCCUCGCGACUUCUGGCCUCAGGUCUCGCUGGAUCCGAUCAGGGCGAGAGGGUGGACGACCUGACCCGAACCCCCGACCCAACACCCCAUGGCCUCGGAGGUUGUCUGCUGAAAGCCCACAUCUGUCGCCCGCCGCGCAUGCCUGCCCUGUAAAUCCACCAGCAGCCGCUGCCACUCUCAUGGGCAACUUGCGCCAAUGGGAUCACUAUCCCACUUUCCUCCAAAAAAAUUUUCUUUUUUCGGUCAGGGGUAGAACCAGGCAAGGUGGAAAGUCCCCACUUCAUACUCGCUUAUUUCAAAUAGCAACGUGGGUGCUUGUUUCAGUUUAUCGAAUACCAUCAUCGGCAGGGAUGAGCAGUCUUGUACUCGUUGCACUAGACGAGUAAGCAAGCUUGUAAUUACUGGGCCUACUAACGAGAGUAAUUUAUGCACAAACCGUUCUAAAAAGAGCGCUUCUUUUUCCGCAAGAUGCUGUGGACGACGAGGUGCGGAGCUUGUAUCUCGCCUUUCUUUAUGGCUAUUGUUUUCUCAAGUUAGAACGAAUGUGGCAUAUGCAUAGUCUCAGAGGAACAUAUAGUACAUAAGCAGAAUGCGAAAGGGAUGUUGACUGGUGCGACUUUCUCCUCCCACGCAACGAAUCAAAGUCUACUUACGUCAUAAGUCACACGGGGGAUUAAAGUGAAAAAAAAUUUUAGAAAAAGUCUUACUUCUUCUUUAUGCUUUACCUCUAACGCUAGAAGGGAAAACUCCCGGAGAGGAUUUCCUUCGAGAGCUCGAGAGGUGUCUUUAUUCACGCUGGCGGCGCUCAUUUCACCCAGCUCACGAGAAAUAUACUAGCGGAGAAGAAGAUGGGCCCAGGUGUUGGAGGCCCAAGGCCUUAG
Messenger RNA from Amoebophrya sp. A25, 5433 nucleotides. The record is from the annotation of a GenBank genome assembly. NCBI's taxonomy places the organism in Eukaryota, Dinophyceae, Syndiniales, Amoebophryaceae.